AGGCUCGCGCGGUCGCUGCCACAUCUCCCCAAACUCCUGUGUGGCUGGCUUCUGCUGCACUGCCGCCGCUCCCUCCUCCACAUCUCCCCCCGCCGCCAGGGCCGCCGCCCGCCGCGGCCGCAGCGCUGGGAGGGGAUCGCCGGGCAGAGGCGCGAGGCGGGGGAGGAGGAGCCGCGGCUUCGUCGCCCGGAUGGCGGCGGGGCGAUGACGCUGGCGGCGGGAGCGGAGGGUGUUGGGAUGCGGACGAUCUGCGAUGUGUGCGAGGGCGCGCCGGCGGUGCUCUUCUGCGCGGCCGACGAGGCCGCGCUCUGCCGGGCCUGCGACGAGAAGAUCGGGCGAGAGCGCUGCUCCACUGGAAGGGCGCACGGUGCGAUCGUUGGUGUUAUACUGUUAUCGGUCGGUUGGGCACUGAGAUCUCGGGAUUUGCUACUACUUGACUGCGAGCGCGCGUGGUGGAUGUCAGGGGUACACAUGUGUAACAAGCUUGCUAGUCGGCAUGUGAGAGUUGGACUUGCAAACUCUAAUAAACUUGCCCGCUGUGAUAUAUGUGAAAUUUUUCCUGCUUUCUUCCACUGUGAGAUAGAUGGCACCUCACUUUGCCUGAGCUGUGACAUGACUGUUCAUGUUGGUGGCAAACGAACCCAUGGAAGAUACCUGCUCCUAAGGCAAAGUGUUGAAUUUCCAGGAGAUAAACUAGGCCAUAUGGAUGAUGAUGUGGCUAUGCAAAGCAAAGAUCCUGAAAACCAGAUAGAUCAGAAGAAGCCUCCUCAUUCAGCAAUAAAGGAGCAAAUGGCAAACCACCAUAGUAGCUCUGAUGAUCCAGCAUCUGAUGGAAACUGCGAUGACCAGUUGAACCUUAAUUCGAAAAUGAUCGACCUUAAUAUGCGACCGGUUCGUACCAAUGGACAAGGAUCAAAUUCCCAGACUCAGGGUGUGGAUGUUAGCAUGAACAACCAUGACUCUCCUGGGGUGGUGCCGACAAGUAAUUACGAAGGAGAUGCCAACAAGUAAACACUGGAAGUUCGGAAUGUACAUUUCUUCAUAUACAUAUAUACUGCUCUAGCAGCUCAGGAGGGCAGAAUACGGUGGGGUUAGCAUUGGCAUCUCUGUUACUAUUGCUAUAGUAGUACAUUUCUGGCAGAGUUGGAGCUAACAUUACUGCAUCUCGAUCAAUUCGGCUUGUCGUGCCCAAGAUCUAUUUAUUGUGAGGUCAAUUCUCGUCGCGAUUGUCAGAACUCAUGUAACUUGCCACAAUGCUGCUGUUAUAGAUGCGCAGUGGCUGUCACCUGUGCUUUGGAGUUGGAGUGCUGUGCUAUGCCAUUAGAAAAACUGUACAAAAAGAUGAAUAGACCGCUCAUUUUUGUGUGGUGGCGUAUGUUCA
Molecule: messenger RNA, 1381 nt
Organism: Panicum virgatum (switchgrass)
Lineage: Eukaryota; Viridiplantae; Streptophyta; Magnoliopsida; Poales; Poaceae
Product: B-box zinc finger protein 18-like
Exons: 6
Coding region: 205-1011 (268 amino acids)
Biological process (GO): regulation of DNA-templated transcription; photomorphogenesis
Cellular component (GO): nucleus
Molecular function (GO): zinc ion binding
Source: RefSeq, a predicted model, not a curated record